AUGGUGCUGUCAAAAUUUAAGGUUGAGAGCAUGGAAAGUUUAUUAUUCGUUUUGUUACCGGGUUUCUAUCUCCUUCUUGGAGCUACUGCUACUGCUACUGCCAAGACUACUAGUUUCUCGGAGGAAGGCCCUUCCUACGAUUAUUCUGCAAGUAUUGAGUGCAAAUCAGCACCAGAUAGUCCACUCUACAACGGUGGUGUCAUGAAGGAUCAGACUCUUGGAACGAGAGGGCACCGCCACUUCAAAAUCGCGAUGAAUUCCCCUGCCCUCACUUUGAGCAAUCUCACCGGCGAUACGAUCUAUGCCUUCUCCAGCUGGGUUAAGAUUUCUGGUGCAGAUUCGGCCGCGCUAAAGGCGACCCUAACGACCGAUAACACCACUUUUACUUGCGUGGGAACUGUGGUCGCGAGGAGUGCAUGCUGGUCAUUUCUCAAAGGCGGAUUCAGCCUCGACUCACCUUCCAACUACGCGUUCAUCUACUUUCAGAAUUCAGAUGAUUUCCAAUUGAAUGUAUCAGUUUCAAGUGCUUCUCUUCAGCCAUUUACUUAUCAGGAGUGGAAUGAAAACCAGCAAAAAAUGAUAACCACAGAGAGGAAACGCGCUGCCAUACUGCACGUAUCGGAUGUCGAUGGAACGAGGCUGCAGGGUGCCAGCGUCGCUGUAGAGCAAAUUUCUCGAGAUUUCCCAUUCGGAUCCGCCAUUGCAGAGACCAUCCUUGGGAAUUUGCCAUAUCAGAAUUGGUUUGUGGAACGAUUCAACGCUGCUGUGUUCGAAAACGAGCUGAAAUGGGCAGCAACGGAGCCUCGACAAGGAGAGGUGAACUACACGAUCCCGAACCAAAUGCUUGAAUUCACGCGCAGAAACCAGAUCACGGUGAGAGGGCACAACAUCUUCUGGGAGGACCCAAAAUACACGCCUCUGUGGGUUCGAAACCUACCAGCACCCGAGUUGAAAUCUGCAGUUAGCUCGCGGAUACAGAGCCUUGUCUCCAACUACAAGAACGAGUUUGUACACUGA
Salvia splendens (bonfire salvia) is the source of this 1017-nucleotide messenger RNA. Its product is annotated as endo-1,4-beta-xylanase 5-like. Gene Ontology annotation, molecular function: hydrolase activity, hydrolyzing O-glycosyl compounds. The transcript has 6 exons. The record is from RefSeq and is a predicted model, not a curated record. Gene Ontology annotation, biological process: carbohydrate metabolic process. The coding region runs from base 1 to 1017 and encodes 338 amino acids. NCBI's taxonomy places the organism in Eukaryota, Viridiplantae, Streptophyta, Magnoliopsida, Lamiales, Lamiaceae.